AGACGCUGUUAUUAAUAGCCACUGGGGUAAAUUCAAUGUCCCGGAACACGUACGUAUGUGUAGUCAUUCUAAAGCACACCUCAUAUACUCCGAUUUUAAGUAAGCAAAAACACCUCUGACAAAAUUCAGUUAUAUACUUCCUUGUUGCUGUUGAGUCGCCAUUACGUUCAGAAAUGGCGACAAAAAGAGCUGUAUUAUGUAGAAAUGUAUGCCUGAUCCUGUUCAUCUUAAUCAGAAAAACCAGAUCUGAAGCUAACGUAGCCUUAGUUAAGGCAGCUGAGCAGAGCAGCAACACAAACACUAAGUGGGUAGCGAGUAAGGUUGUGGAUGGCUGUACAGAGAUAACCAUAGGAUCUGACUGCUGUACACACACGAAGGGUGAUCAAAAACAGGUCUGGUGGCGUGUAGACUUGGGUCAGCUGAUGACAAUCAAUAGCAUCACUAUAUAUUACAGAGGUGGUUUCCAACAUAGAUUGGCCGGUUACCAACUGUACUUGUCCAAUACAACCGAGAGCCCUACACAAGGUGUCCUAUGUUACGAGGACAAGAGCAGUGAGAAAGAUCAGGUACAGUUGUUGGUGACACAUCAGUGCCCGUAUGUGGCUCGGUAUGUGACUGUCUACAACUAUAGAAACAACCCCAAGCGGUACAACUGGUAUGAAGAUUUCGCCAUUCUGGAGUUGUGUGAAGUUCAGGUUUUUGGAUGUCAAGUAGGGAGGUACGGUAACGGUGACUGUAACAACCAAUGCUCAGACAGCUGUUAUGGUGGGAACUGUAACUCAACCACCGGUGCCUGCUUUU
Molecule: messenger RNA, 801 nt
Organism: Mizuhopecten yessoensis (Yesso scallop)
Lineage: Eukaryota; Metazoa; Mollusca; Bivalvia; Pectinida; Pectinidae
Exons: 4
Source: RefSeq, a predicted model, not a curated record